Messenger RNA from Bursaphelenchus xylophilus (pine wood nematode), 1278 nucleotides. The record is from the annotation of a GenBank genome assembly. Lineage: Eukaryota; Metazoa; Nematoda; Chromadorea; Rhabditida; Aphelenchoididae.
AUGUCAGCAUCUCACGGUCUUAGUCGAUCGGGAAGACCGAGUGUUCUCAAUGGAGUCCGUAUUUCCAUUGAUUUGAAUUCCACAAAGUACCGUGACAAUUCUCCAGUUCAUCGGUUACCGACGGAGGCUCUGACGUUCAAAUUGGAUAAGGAGAGUUUAAGAGAAGCCCUGAGGCAGCAACUUCGAAGGGCUAUCCGGGAUCUGGAAGAGAACCAUGUCAUCCAACUCGAUCUUUCAAUGCAGCUGAGCUCGGCCAUCGAAAAAAAUAUCCGCGAACAGUAAGCUUGUUACCGCGCCCGUCAUUAAUGUUAUCUUGUAGGGCUCUUCGUCAAGAAGCAGAACAAGUGUUCUACAAGCAACUCUCCCAGAUGCCUCAAAUGCACCCGAAGGACUUUCUGAUCGGUCCUUUUCAUCCCUCCCCAGGACAAGGACCGUCAUUGCCUCAAGCAUCAGCCAAAGAUCAGAUUAGUUUGGCAGAAGCCGAAGCCAAGUUUCUCCGUUUGACCAGUGAGGUCCAACGAAGUGCAAAGGAAGGGAUUAAUGCCAGCAAAGAUAUGAGAAAGGUCUCCAAGAAACGUAACCAAAGCGAUGUCUCAAGAGAAAGCAGAUCUUCCACGACCAGAAACAAGAUUUUGGUUCCCCAAAGAGAUGCGUUGGCCGAAGCGAAGACACCCAAGAAGGCUGAUGAAAGGGAAAAUCGUUCCAAGAAAACUGCGUAUGCCUGGAAGUUUAAAACGAGGACUCCGCCAUCUUCCGAUAGCCAGUAUGAGAGGUUUGGGGAGACCAGGUCGGAGCGGGCUCGACGAAAACGACGCAUCAAGGAAAAGAGAGCACUGAGAAAUGAACAGUAAGCGCACGAUUACUGUAACACAAUAAAUGGUUACUUCAGGAGUCGACCCGACCCUUCUGAUAACACAUUAUCGGACAUUGAGUCGAUCACCGACUUCCCACCACCUCCCAAACCCUCCGAAUCCAAGUCCAGCAAGAAGGAUCGUGUUAUCUACGCCACUUUGGACGAACUGAUGCCAAUCAAGACCGCCAAAGCCUCGUCUCCGAAGUCCGAACAGAUGAAGGGAAGCGGCCGAGCAAGCUCAGUGUAAAUUGUCGUAUUUCCCUGUCUUAGAGUGUUGUGUUUUUUACAGUGGAAAGCGCUACUUCACUAAGGAAUACCAAGAAUUGCAGGAGUUAGCUGAGAAUGUGGAGUUUAGUGCCACCUCUCCGACUUCGUCUCUUCCCAAGUCCGACAAAUCUCGCUCCAAAAAGUCGACUAACAGCUAA